Labrus mixtus (cuckoo wrasse) is the source of this 1941-nucleotide messenger RNA. Its product is annotated as E3 ubiquitin-protein ligase TRIM35-like. Lineage: Eukaryota; Metazoa; Chordata; Actinopteri; Labriformes; Labridae. Gene Ontology annotation, molecular function: protein binding; zinc ion binding. The record is from RefSeq and is a predicted model, not a curated record. The coding region runs from base 178 to 1626 and encodes 482 amino acids. The transcript has a single exon.
GAGACGAUAAGAUUAACCUUUGGACUACUGUUGAGAAAAGACGGCAGCAGUGCACUGAUACCAGACAACUAACACCUACAAAGUUUGAGGGAAAUAAGUAAUCUGCAGAGAUCUGUUCAGAGGAGAGAGGUUUUUACGUUCUGUCGAGAUCGUUUUUUUCUGCGUUUUAAAGUGAAGAUGGCUUCCAUGCCAGAGGAGGACCUCACCUGUUCGAUCUGCUACGACAUUUUCACAGAUCCUGUUGUUCUGACGUGCAGCCACAGCUUCUGUAAACCUUGUCUGCAGGACUGGUGGAGAGGGAGCGAUCUACAGGAGUGUCCGGUUUGUAAGAGAAGAUCAUCGAGAAGUGAUCCGCCUCGUAACCUGGCUUUGAAAAACCUGUGUGAGACCUUUGACAUGACGAGGCACCAGAGAGCAGACUCCGAGGAUCUCUGCAGUCUGCACUCUGAGAAACUCAAACUCUUCUGUCUGGACCAUCAGCAGCCCGUGUGUGUCAUCUGUUUGCAUUCAGAAACACACACUGGACACAGAUUCAAACCUGUCGAUGAAGCUGCAAAAGCACACAAAGGGAAGAUUCAGGAAUAUAUGAGGCCUUUACAGGAUAAACUGGAGAUUUUUGAACAAGUUAAAGAUAAUUGUGAACAAACAGGAGAACACAUUAAAGUCCAGGCCAGACGCUUAAAGUGGCAGAUUAAGGAGCAUUUUAAGAAAAUUCACCAGUUUCUACAAGAGGAAGAGGACGUCAGGAUCAUUUCUCUGAUGCUAGAAAAGGAGCUGAAGAGUCAGCGAGUUAAGAUGAAGAUCGAGGCUCUGAACAGAGAGAUAGCAGCUCUGUCAGACACAAUCAGAGUCACAGAAGACGAGCUGAGAGCUGAUGACGUCUCAUUCCUGAAAAACUACAAGGCUGCAGUGAACAGAGUCCAGCAGCGCACCCUGCUGGAGGAUCCACAGCAGGUCUCAGGAGCUCUGAUCGACGAGGCCAAACACCUGGGCAACCUGAGCUUCAACAUCUGGAACAAGAUGAAAGAGUUUGUCUCCUACACUCCUGUGAUUCUGGAUCCAAACACUGCUCAUCCAGAACUCCUCCUGUCUAAAGAUCUGACCGGUGUGAAACGUGCAGACGAACGAAAACGUCCAAACAACCCAGAGAGAUUUGAAUGCCUACCCAUCGUCCUGGGCUCUCAAGCCUUUGAGUCCGGGACUCACAGCUGGAGUGUCGAGGUUGGGGACAGUAGAAGCUGGUCCCUGGGAGUAGCAGCAAAGUCUGUCGAGAGGAAAAGCAAAAUGAAGUCUAAACGAUGGGCAAUAGAAUUCUAUUAUGGUGACUGUCAAGCCAUCUCCCCGUCAGCCCGACCAAUUGUUCUCUCAGUGAAGAAGAAGCUUCAUCAGAUCAGAGUGGACCUGGACUGUAACAGAGGAGAACUGUCCUUCACUGAUCUCAGAACUGACACACACAUACACACCUUCACACACACCUGCACUGAGAAGAUGUUUCCAUACAUUGGCAACGGAGGUGAAUGCCCAAUCGAGAUUUUACCAAACGUGGAUACUGAUGAUGAUGAUGAGGAGGAUGAAGACUGUGAUUAUGACGAUGACGACAUUGAUGAGGAGGAAGAUGAUGAUUAGGGAGUGCUCAAGGGGUGUUUGUCAGAUUUGGUUUUAUUUGUGAUGUCUGUGAUUGAAUGUCUGAUGAGCCACUGAUGCACAUCGUUUGGAUGAAGGACAUAAAACAUGUCUGACACACGGAGUCUCUACAGCAUGACGUCAUCGAGACUUUUCCUUUGCUUCCUCAUCCUUAUGAUGUCACCACAUCGUCAUUACCGGAUUGGUCAUCCCACACUUGAGUGUCUUUGAGAACACACAAAUACACACACAAGUGAGAAAUGUCAUUGAUCUAUAUUUAGCUGUUUACCUCAGAAUGAUAAAUCACUUUCAGGUACA